Messenger RNA from Stegostoma tigrinum, 3005 nucleotides. RefSeq names its product small ubiquitin like modifier 1 (gene sumo1). Gene Ontology annotation, molecular function: ubiquitin-like protein ligase binding; protein tag activity. Gene Ontology annotation, biological process: protein sumoylation. Gene Ontology annotation, cellular component: nucleus; PML body. The transcript is spliced from 5 exons. Bases 108 to 410 code for a protein of 100 amino acids. NCBI's taxonomy places the organism in Eukaryota, Metazoa, Chordata, Chondrichthyes, Orectolobiformes, Stegostomatidae. The record is from RefSeq and is a predicted model, not a curated record.
CGCUCAUGACGCGUUUAAGUGCUUGGUCGGUGCGCAGAAGUGGCCGGUGAGAGAGUUGCUAUUUAUUGGUGGUUGAAUUCCUCAAACUACAUCUGUCCGACGUUAAGAUGUCUGAUCAGGAGGCAAAGCCUUCCAGCCAAACAGGAGAGAAGAAGGAUGGGGAAUACAUUAAGUUAAAAGUUAUAGGCCAGGAUAACAGUGAGAUCCAUUUCAAAGUGAAAAUGACCACGCAACUAAGAAAGCUGAAGGAGUCCUACUGUCAGCGACAGGGUGUUCCACCAAAUUCACUUCGAUUUUUGUUUGAAGGUCAGCGGAUCACAGAUCACCAAACACCUAAAGAGCUUGGCAUGGAGGAUGAAGAUGUGGUUGAAGUUUAUCAGGAACAGACAGGAGGAUGGUUGAGAGCUUAAUUGCUGGUAUCAGAAUCCCAAUCAUCUGUAUAAUUUCUUUAUUGUUUCUUGUCGGCUGUAAUCACUGAUUUUAUAUAUUAAAAAAAAUGAAAAAAAGAUAACUUUCUUUCAUAUGGUUUGUACGACAGUUUGAUGCCCAGCUGGAAAUUCUUAUUUUCAGUAUGUACUGUAAUACAAUUAAUUCCAUAUAUUCAGCAUAAAUGGCAACGAAAUGUCAACUGAGAUUUUUUAAAAGAGCAGUUUGUGACUUGAGUACCUUUAUAAAUUAAUAUUUUUCAUUACAUAAAGACCAUUUUGGAAGGUUUUUUCCAAUUUGUCAGAAAAGUGGGUUUAAGAAUGCUGUGUGAAGGUUUCUUGCGUAAAGUUAUGUUCUAAAGUAUACAUUCCCAAACCUCAGUCUGAAAAUUGUAAGAUAAAAUUAGCAAAUUACAUUUUAAUGCAUCUCUUUGCCUCCUUUUAUUAUUUGGCCAGAAGAAUUUAAAUGCUUUCAAUUCAGAGACUUCUGGGCAUUUUGGGGGGAAAAAAAAAGGGCAGUCCAUUGGCUAUAAGGUGGUUAUACACUUGCAGGCUUUUUUUUAAAAUGUGGUGCAGCAGUAGUUUGAAAUAUCACUGCUGCCUUUGUAUGACAAGAAAAUACCCUUGAAAAAAUACAUUGUCACUGUGUGCAAGAAUCAGUAUUUGUCAUGUUCCUGUUUUAACCCUUUAACCCACUUAAACCUAUUUGUGUUUCAGAGCAAAAUGCUCAGAACUUUGUUCGGUUAUCUCUUUUGAAAGUAACAUGGUAAGUUUGUGAUAUAAAUGCAGAAAAGCUGUGCAGUUCAAGAAAUACUUCAGGAAAAUUGAAUGGCAGACAGACUGCACUGCUGCCCUAAACUUUUCAGUGAAAUCAGCCAUUUGAGGGUUACAUAGGGAUUACUCAUGGAAGAUACUGGCAGGAAACAAUUCAGAUAUGUUUGGUCUUGUCAUUUGUAGAUAUCGGUUGAUCUGGUUUAAUUUUAGGAAAGGGUUUCUUUUAAGUGAAUACCUCAAUUUACUCUCAAUCAUUCAUGCUAUUUUGUUUGCUGUUGUCGAACUGGCAGAUACGACAUUCAAUUUUAUUUUCAGUUUUCUUAUUUGUAUGUACUUUAUAUGCAUCAGGAGUUUAGAUCCACAGGUUUACUGCUAAUCUGUUGGUAAGAACCAACAUAGAGAAUUUUUGAGAGAACAGAUAUGAAUAGUUGUAAAUGGAUUUUAGAAAUUUGUACAUGAUAAAAUUUGGAAGGCGUUUUUGAUUACUCUUUCAGAAUAUGGUUCAGUCAGGCUGGAUUGAAUGGAUAUGUACAGAAAGGGGGGGAAGAAGCUGUUUUCCAAUUAUCAGUAUGCAGACAAUACCAACGCUUUUUUAAAACCAUUAUGACCACACCAUCAGAUGAAUUGUAACUAUUUGCCUAACAAGCUUAAAAUAUUAUUUUCCCCAAGUACCAACUGUAUCAAGUACAAUGAUGAGAGCAUUUUAAAAAAAAAUUGAAAUUUCAUUUUCAGUGAUUUGGUUUAAUGCGUUAGCAACCCAGUUUUUAAUUUGUAUUUUCUUUUGCUCAUGGAAUUCUCAAAAUUUAUUAUGCAGUUCAUAAGAUAUGAAUGAGGGUUGUUCAACUUUGUGCAUAAUCUUAUGAUUAUUAUGUUAAGAUGUUGAAUAAAGACAUGUUGAGAAAAUAGUGAUCAGAACACUUAUUCAUAACAUGUAAUCUUAUUUCUAUUUAUAACACCUGCACAAUUUUACUCACGACUUGGCAGUAAUAAUUCGUCAAAUGUUAUAGCUCUGUCCUUUUCAGAUAUAGUGCUCAAGUUCAAAUUCAGCCUAAACUGAUGCGGUCAAAACCUUUUGACAAAGUUUAUACAAGAAAAAUGAUUGGCACAGUCUUGAAUGUCUCUUACUUUCUAAUGAGUUUUGCGUCCAUAGCACUAUACUUACCACAUAGAAAUGUAUUGACCAAAAUCAUAACUGAAAUACGUCCUAAUUUCUUCAUACUAAUCCUUAUCUCUGUAACCACUUGCAUUUUUAAAACCUUUUAUGCUUUUCCAAUUCUGGUCUCUCGCAUAUCCUUUUUUAAAAAUUGUUCCAUUAUUGGCAGCUGAUCCUUUAGCUGCCUUGACUCUAUAAGCUUUCAAAUUCCUUGCGCAAGGUUAUCUGCCUCACUACUUCUGCCCUUUUCAAGAUGCUUCUUCAAAUCUGCCGCUUUUGGUCACAACGCUUUUUUUAGAUGUGUGGUUCAGUAUGAAAUUUUAUUUUGAUUAUGUUCCUCUGAAGUGCCUUGGGAUGCUUUACAGCAUUAAAGGCGCUAUAUAAAUACAACUUAUGUUAGAAAUGGAAGAUUCACACUAAUUUUUUAGGAAUUGUCCUACUGAAUUUGCUAGAAAAAAAGACAUAACUGGUUGGUGUGUGAGGAAGCCUAUACCUACCCAUGUUGAAGUUGAUCCAGGAAUCCUUAGUACUUCUGUUCUUGGUGCUAAAAGUGUAAAAACAAUCUAUUCUUUUGCAAAUUUUUCUCACUUUCCAAAAAAUGACAUGUUUGACGUAUGUAAAGAUUAAUUGUACAAUAAAUGCUAUGGAUGGUC